Molecule: messenger RNA, 459 nt
Organism: Racocetra fulgida
Lineage: Eukaryota; Fungi; Glomeromycota; Glomeromycetes; Diversisporales; Gigasporaceae
Source: the annotation of a GenBank genome assembly
AUGACAACAAGAGAAAACCAACAAUUACAAAAAACCACCGUCCCCUCUUUGCCUUCCCGGCGGUCUUGGUUCUUUUUAGAUUUGCGAGAUUUAGUAAUCGGCAGGGCGGCUAACCGAGUUGCCACAGUUCUCCGCGGAAAAAAUCGAGUAGAUUUUUUUCCUAAUCUAGACUUAGGAAAUUACGUGGUCUUAAUUAAUGCUCAACACCUAACUUUUACUGGUCGCAAGUUAGACAAUAAAUAUUACUAUAAUCAUUCUGGAUACCCCGGGGGGUUACGCAAAAGAAAUGCCAAAAUAAUGCUUAAUAAUUUCCCCACGGAGUUAGUCAAAAGAGUAAUAAAAGGCAUGAUGCCCCAUACCAAACAGGCUCGACAACAAUUAAAAAGAUUAUUUAUUUAUCCGGGCGAUACUCACCCUCAUCAAGCCCAAGAAAAAAAUUUUAUUGCUAUAAAAAUCUAA